ACUGUUUUUUCCGAGCGGAUAAAAAUGUUAAAAAAUUACAAAAUUUGAUCGAUGGCGUGUGUUAAACGGAUCAUCAGUUGAAUUCAAUUGUCUGCGACGGGCCAAAAAAACAAUUCGAUGGACGCGGACAUGCAAAUUGGUCACGGAGCCAACCCGGAAGUGGAUCAAUAAAAAGAUCGUGAGUGAUGGGGGUGGCCCUUGUUUGGGAAUUUUCAAGGUGAAUCGACUGGGCAAAGUCUCUGGCCGGCGGCGGGGGGGACGACGUAUUCAACAGCGGAGGAAUAAGUCAGCGCGUAGUCGGUGCAACGCCUUCGCCCGGAGCAAGGCCGUCCGAAUGUCGAAUCUUCAGCUGCACAUGCACAGCCACUCUCCUUUUCUUUCCCAUCUUCCCUAAUUCAGGGUGUGGUCAUGGGGGGGACAAAGGAAUACUAUACUAUCCCGCCCCUAUUGCUUGAUUGCUAAACGAACCAGUCAGGUGGGCGACUAUAAAAGAGUCUGCUGGCAGUCCGUCAACAGCAUCCUCCUCGAGCUCUUCAAUCUUCACGAGAAUCACAAUGAAGUCCACGAUUGCCUGUCUGUUGGUGUUGGCUGUUGCCGCCCAAGCUCAAUACUGGAAUGGAUACGGAUAUGCUGGAUAUGCUGGAUUCUACGGAAACUACGGUGGAUACUAUCCCUACGCCGGAGUUCGUGCCACCACGGCCUACACCGGAAUCCCCGCAACUGCCGCCGUCCCCGCCGCCUAUCCCGUCGCUUACGGCUACCCCUCACACACGGCCACCCAGUACCACGCCCAGGACGAGCUCGGCCAGGCCAGCUUCGGCUAUGCUCACCCCGGACAGGCCGCCAGCAACCUCCGUGACGGUUUCGGCAACCAGAUCGGCAGCUACGCUUACAUCAACCCAGAAGGUAAGGAAGUCCGCGUCUCCUACACCGCCGACUCCCGAGGCUUCCGCGUCCUGUCCAACAACUUGCCCGUCGCUCCCGUCGACAAUUCGGUCCCGGUCCAGGACACUCCCGAAGUUGCCGCUGCCAAGGCCGAUCACGCCGCCGCUGUCGCCGCUGCCAAGUCCGGAGUCGCCCCCGUUGUCGCCCUUCCGGCCCCAGUCCAGGACACCCCCGAGGUUGUCGCUGCUAAAGCCGAUCACGCCGCUGCUGUGGCCGCUGCCAAGGCCGCCGCUACCCCGGCCGUCCGUGCUAAGCGCCAAGUCUUUGGCUACGGAGCUGCUCCAUUUUCUUACCCCGGCUAUGCCGUUUCCCCUUACGCCUACUCGGUUGCCGCUCCGGCUGUCUACGCCGCCCCGGCCGUGCCCGUCCGUGAGGCCACUUUGACCAAGACCAUCCUGAACCCCGGCCACGCCACCGCUUACCGCGUCGACUAAACUUUCGGUU
This is a messenger RNA of Daphnia pulex (common water flea), 1389 nucleotides long. RefSeq lists its product as uncharacterized. Gene Ontology annotation, cellular component: chitin-based extracellular matrix. Gene Ontology annotation, molecular function: structural constituent of chitin-based larval cuticle. The record is from RefSeq and is a predicted model, not a curated record. Lineage: Eukaryota; Metazoa; Arthropoda; Branchiopoda; Diplostraca; Daphniidae. The transcript is spliced from 2 exons. The coding region runs from base 555 to 1379 and encodes 274 amino acids.